Ceratosolen solmsi marchali is the source of this 2791-nucleotide messenger RNA. It is a transcript of the gene Vha44, whose product is annotated as V-type proton ATPase subunit Vha44. Gene Ontology annotation, cellular component: lysosomal membrane; vacuolar proton-transporting V-type ATPase, V1 domain. Gene Ontology annotation, molecular function: proton-transporting ATPase activity, rotational mechanism. The record is from RefSeq and is a predicted model, not a curated record. Bases 186 to 1814 code for a protein of 542 amino acids. Gene Ontology annotation, biological process: proton transmembrane transport. The transcript is spliced from 6 exons. NCBI's taxonomy places the organism in Eukaryota, Metazoa, Arthropoda, Insecta, Hymenoptera, Agaonidae.
CAUUAAAUACUCUGAACCGCCGAAACAUCCGUUAAGUUACUUUGUUUUCGUUGAGUUUCGUCGGCGUUGUCGUUAGGCUUUUGGCGUAGGACGCAAAAUAAAUAGAUUGAGCGAGACAGUCGUAAGAAUGAGAGAAGUCGCUUUGGAGAAUUGGGACUGGGCUGUAAUGGAUAGGUCAGACGUCAAUGGACGGUGAGGCCGAGAGUACCGAGGGGGGUCCGGACACCCCACCCAACACGCCCGUGACACCCUCGUACAAGCCGGCGACCUGCAAGGAGCAACAGAGGCAUUGGAGGGACUCGGACAGGCUCGAGAGGCCCGACUCGCCUGAAUCAGCAGCCUGUCUAGGUCAGCAACACCAUCAACAGCGCCACCAUCAUCAUCCUCAUCCUCAUCAGCAUCAGCAUCAGCAUCAGCAUCAGCAUCAGCAUCAUCUAGACGAGCGGCACGAGUCCCACCACCAUCACCAUCAACAUCAGCAUCAGGCGAAUUGUGGCCAAGGCCAUAGCCAAAGCCAUCGGUAUCAUCAUCAUCAACAUCAUCAGCAUCAUCAGCAUCACGAUAAGAAAUCAUGCCCGGGCUCGCAGGGUGGCUGCGAGGGCCGAGCUUCGGGCGAUUCCUCCUCCAUGUAUUCGUGCUACCAGACGCACUGGUGCACGGCAUCCACCCCCUCGACACCUUCCCCGCGGCACAGUCCGAGUCCUCUCAGUCCCUCGAUCUCCUGCUCCCCGUCGUCGAGCUGUAGCAGCGACGAGGAGCUCGAACAGGAGCCGAGCAGGCCGAGGCCGAGGCGUCGCCGCCGACGACAGCGCCGCCCCCGACCAUUCCGGGCCCAGACCGCCAGCCCGGACUGCCCGCAGGACGACCGCAAUGACGACGACCCUGACGACGAAGACGAAGACCAACAAGCUGUCAGCAAACUGCCCAAUCCAGGUGAUCUGCCAACAUAUAUAACACGAUUUCAAUGGGACAUGGCCAAGUAUCCCAUCAAACAGUCAUUGAGAAAUAUAGCCGACAUUAUAAGUAAACAAGUGGGUCAAAUCGAUGCAGAUCUUAAAACGAAAUCGACUACUUACAACAAUCUCAAGGGCAGUCUGCAAAACCUCGAGAAGAAACAAACAGGAAGUUUAUUAACUCGAAAUUUAGCGGAUCUUGUAAAAAAAGAGCACUUUAUCCUCGAUAGCGAAUAUUUGACCACAUUACUCGUGAUUGUACCGAGAGCAAGCUUUCAAGAGUGGAAUGCCAUGUAUGAAAAGUUAACGGACAUGAUCGUACCACGAAGCUCACAGCUUAUAAUUCAAGAUCAGGAAUAUGGAUUGUUUACAGUGACUCUUUUUAAGAAAGUAAUUGAAGAAUUUAAGCUUCAUGCUCGCGAAAAAAAAUUCAUUGUACGUGAUUUCACGUACAACGAGGAAGAACUUGCUGCUGGAAAAAAUGAAAUGACCAAGCUCGUUACUGAUAAAAAGAAACAAUUUGGACCCCUCGUACGGUGGUUAAAAGUUAAUUUUAGCGAGUGCUUUUGCGCAUGGAUCCACGUUAAAGCUUUGCGUGUUUUUGUUGAAUCAGUUCUUAGGUACGGACUGCCUGUCAAUUUUCAAGCGAUUUUGCUGCGCCCGCACAAGAAAAGCACUAAACGAUUACGGGAUGUUUUAAAUCAACUUUACGCUCACCUGGAUUCAUCAGCGACUGCUGGCAGCUCGCAGUCUAGUAAUCAAGACAGUGUCGAUAUACCAGGGCUGGGCUUUGGUCAAAGCGACUACUUUCCUUAUGUCUACUAUAAAAUCAAUGUGGACAUGGUGGACAAUAAAGUUUAAUUUAAUUUGUGGAAUUCAUUGUACAUUUAGCGCACACUUGACAUCUUGGCUCAUCCGGUUGCAUAUUUGCUACUAUUUUAAAAACUAGCCGAAUACCACCACUCAAACGAUUCAAAACGCUUUUUAAUUAAGUCAAAAAUACUGUCUCAACAUUCUCUUACCGAUGAAACUUUUAUUGAUGUCGUUCCAAAUGCAUGGGCGUCUCAAAUUUUAAAAGCAAUUUUAUCCAGCUUUCAUGUGCGAGUCUUUGUUAAGUAUUGAGAAUAAUAUUUUUAUAGCAAUUUCUGAGGAAACGAAUUCAAUAAAAUACUGAAUUCUCACGUGAUGCAUGGUGAAUUUCGAGUGAUAGAUUAAUCUGGUGGAAAAAUCUCUGAUGUAAAAGCUUCGCUGUAGUAUUCUUUUUACAUAAUAACCUCGGUUCUCUCAUUUUCUUUUGUUAUUACAAAUAAAGUAUUGUAAAGGAAUACAGAUCCUAAUGGCUUAUUUGUAUUUUUUCUUUCUGACAUAUACACACACAUGCACGCAUAAUUGUAUGUAUGUAGGUAUGCAGUUAGUAAGAAUACUUGAGAUAUUUUUCACCAGACAGUUCUUGUACAUAAUUUUAGUACAAGUUUUAUUAAGUUUGACUUGUACGCCUUGCUCUAGUUUGAUUAUGUGCACAUGUUUCAUCAAAGGCUCCACAUAUUUGUCUAAUAUAAAAAUAUAAAUUAUGAAAAUGUACAAUUUGUAAUAAAUGACAAACAAUGUUCAGAUAUUUUUAAGUGUGCAAAGGAAAUAUUAAAAUUUUGCUUGAAACUUAGGAGCUUGAAGAACAUGUACUAGAAAAUGUUUAUUUGAGAGUCGUUGCAACGCCUGUCUUUAUAUUGUAUGAAAAUAUUGCAACGGAUUUCUUUAAUUGCUGUGUACAAAAUUGAAAAAUCAUGAAAACAGUUUUGAAGCCUUUUAAGAUAUUUCAAAAGUAUUCAAAAAGUAGAUAA